Aspergillus heteromorphus CBS 117.55 is the source of this 1353-nucleotide messenger RNA. RefSeq names its product MFS general substrate transporter. The coding region runs from base 1 to 1353 and encodes 450 amino acids. The transcript has 3 exons. Gene Ontology annotation, biological process: transmembrane transport. Gene Ontology annotation, molecular function: transmembrane transporter activity. Gene Ontology annotation, cellular component: fungal-type vacuole membrane. The record is from RefSeq and is a predicted model, not a curated record. NCBI's taxonomy places the organism in Eukaryota, Fungi, Ascomycota, Eurotiomycetes, Eurotiales, Aspergillaceae.
AUGGCAAGACAAAUCCAAGCAAUCCCCCUCGCAGCCCGGGAGGACACCAGUUCCGGGGUCGACUCGCGGUCGGACUCAGCCGCUACAGCCCCGGCACCAGGCUUACCACCAGUAUCCCGCAAAAAGCAGGCUGCAGUGCUCUUAUCGGCCUUCAUGGCCAUAGCCCUGACCAUAGGAUACGAUCAGUGUUGGGGCGUGUUUCAAGAGUAUUACCUCUCGUCCAGCCAGGAUGUUCUGGUGCCCUCUCCGGCUUCAGAAGCCUCGCCGCCGACGGCGCUGCUCACGUUUGUCGGCGCCUUGUGCUAUGGACUGACCUGGGCGGGUGGGAUUCUGGUGAACCCAGUGCUAGCACGUAUUGAGCAAGGCAUCUGGGCUCCGACCACCCCCUCGACGCGCCUAUGGCGCCGCAGAUUCCUUCGCCUGUUGACGCUUAAGACCAUCACCAUUUCUGGAGUGCUCAUGAUGGCCGCUGGGUUCUUGCUGGCCUCUUUCAGCAGUACAAUAUGGCAGCUUCUGCUUACACAAGCUGGCGGCGGCAUCGGCGGUCUUAUACUUUCUCCUGUGAUCCGAGUGCUUCUCAGCUCCGUCGGUGGUCGUUGGACCCUCCGCAUCUAUGCCGUCUUUAGCCUGGUUGCUGGCUUACCAAUUGCCUGGACAGUUCCCCGGAGUCGAUUGGUAUCAGGUUCGACUGCAGAAGGACCGGAGAGGCCAAAAACCCACGUCUCACGCGAACUGGCCAUGAGAUCGACGUUUCUUUUCUCUGUUGUGGCUGCGUUCCUCCAGGCCGCCGGCGCCCAGCUACCUCUCUCUUUCAUCCCCUCCUACACCGUUGGCCUUGGCCUAUCAUCCUCAACAGGCGCAGACCUCCUGGCCGCCAGCAACGCCAUUAACGCCGUAUCGCGCGUCCUAACAGGCUACGCUGGCGAUCGCCUGGGCCGACAGAACACGCUUGUCAUGACGCUCUUCCUCGCUGCAGGCAGCGUCUUCGCCUUCUGGCUCACCAGUGUCCUGACAGCGACCUCAUCCGCCUCCAACUCUCUCUGGAUGGCUUUCAUCGUGCUUUACAGUUUUUCAGCCGGCGGGUACUACGCGUUAUUUCCCGCACUUAUCGCCGAGGUCUUUGGCAUUCGUCAGUAUGCCUCGGUGAAUGCAUUUAUACUGUUUGUCAGGGGGCUGGGAACAAUGUUCGGGAGCCCGAUUGGAGCGCAGCUGCUGGGCAAUUCGGGAGAGAAGGCGACUGCGUACGCAAGUAUUGCAUAUUGGGACGGGGCGCUCUUAGCCGGCGCGACGCUUUGCUGUGUGGGUGUCAGGUGGGCAGAUGGGAAGGGGAAGGGAUGGAAAUGGAUUGCCUGA